GCUUACUUGUGAUUUUCUACCGCCGGAGUCGAAAGUGUUCAAAGAAAAGUGCUUCAGUGACUUUAGUGAGCCGCAAAUUCCCGGCUGGAUCUUUUAAAAUGUCGAUCCUCUCGAACGCCUCCGUUUUGGCCACGGCUGCCACCGUGACCCCCGAUUCCCAGUUCAUUUUCAACUCCACGGAUUACGCCGUAUUCGCCCUGAUGCUGAGCAUCUCCGCCGCAAUCGGAGUGUACUUCGGGUUCUUCGCCAAGGGAGCGGACACCACGGAGGAGUACUUGAUGGGGGGAAAGCGGAUGAAGACGAUUCCCAUUGCCAUCUCCCUGGUGGCCAGCCAACUGUCGGCCAUAUCGAUCAUGACCAUUCCGGCGGAGAUGUACGCCUACGGAAAUUGGUUCUUCAAUGUGGUCUGCAUGGUGGUGGUGGUGCCGCUGCUCAACUACGUGGUCAUCCCAGUGUUCUACAACAACAACAUCACCAACUGCUACGAGUACUUGGAGAUGCGGUUCUGCCGCGAGGUGCGAGUGCUGCAGACCUUCAUCUUCAUCAUGACGAUGUUCUUCAUGCUGCCGAUCUUCAUCUUCCUGCCUUCGCUGGCCUUCGCCCAGGUGACUGGAUUCAAUGUGCACAUCAUCAACACCGUCGUCUGUAGCAUCUGCAUCUUCUACACCAUGUUCGGCGGUAUCAAGGCGGUGGUGUGGACCGACGUUAUCCAAGCGGCCAUCAUGGUGGUGUCGGUGGUGCUGGUGGGCGUCAUGGGCGCCAAUCGGGUGGGCGGCCUCUCCGAAGUGCUUCGCAUUGCGGGAGAGGGCGGUCGCCUGGACAUCAACUACAACUUCGAUCUGACCACGCGAUCGACCAUCUGGAACAUCUUCACCUCGGCGACGAUCAUGUGGUCGGGAUACGUGGGUCUCAACCAGAGCUGCGUGCAGCGAAUUGUGUCCCUGCCCUCACUGGGCCACGCCAGAAGAUCCCUGGUAAUCUUCGGAUUCGGCUUCAUCCUGAUCAUGUUCUUCAACUGCUUCACGGGAAUUGUGAUCUACUCGAGGUUCCACGACUGCGAUCCCAUCCAAUCGGGUCAUGUCACCAAGGUGGACAAGAUGGUUCCCUACUUCGUGCAGGACACCGUGGGACACCUGUGGGGCAUGCCGGGUGUGUUCAUCUCCUGCGUGUUCAGUGCUGCCCUCAGCACGCUCUCCGCCAGCAUCAAUUCCUUGGGAGGAGUGGUGUACUUCGACUACAUCAAGCCACACAUCCGGCACACGGAGCACCGCGCGAACGUGAUCAUGAAGCUCUUCGUUUUCUUCGCGGGAAUCUACUGCAUCCUGGGUGGCAUGGUGGUGGAGAACUUCACCUCGAUUCUGCAGGUGAUCUACUCGAUCGGAGGCGUCAGCUUUGGAUCCACGUGCGGCGUCUUCAUGCUGGGCAUGCUGGUGCCCAAAUCCCACGGAAGGGCUGCCCUAUAUGGAGUCAUUGUCAGCAUCGUUUGCAUGGCGGGCAUUGUCAUUGCGAGUUGGGGUCGCAACCACUACGAUACCCUGCCCACCAGCACCGCCGGUUGUCCAGCUCCGCUUCCUCUGAAUGGAACAUUCACCGAAUCCAGCUCAGUGUCUUCCCUGCUCCUCAGCUCCACGACGGAAGCGCCGGUGAAGGAUGAGGGUUUCAGCAUCCUGGAUCUGUCCUUCAACUUGUACACGGUGACGGGUUUCUUCAUCACCUGGCUGGUGGCUGUUCCCCUGAGCUACAUCCUCAAGCCCAGACCCGAUUACAAGCACGACCCGAAGCUCCUGUCUCCGGUGGUUCAGCCCUUCGUCCACUACAAGCUGACACCCGUGGAGGAGCCCCACCAGCUGAAGCUAGAGAUGCUAGAGAAGCCCGAAAAGGUCUGAUGACAUGGAUGUGAACUUCUCAAUAAAACAUGCUUUAUAAGCAUCAAGAUAUUUUAAGAUCCCCCUUAACUCAUAGCAAUAACUAUCAAGAUUAACUGUUUCUAAAUGUUUACUGUUCUUAAAAGUAUUUAAAGCUGCUAUCUUAAUGAACAUAUUCAUUAAUGAAGUGCACGCUUAACCCUAACUUUAUGGCUCCCAAUUGUUGGGAGAUAAAAUACACUGAGUUCCGCGAAUUUCAUAACUUUAUAGUAUGUGAAUUCAAGCAGUUGGACUCUAUAAAACGUGAGUGUGGCAUUUUUUUUUUUUUUGUUGUGAAUAAACAUAAGAUAAAAGUGUAUUUCAUUAGCAUUCGUUAUUUGUAAGCUGUCUUGAGGGGUUUUACCACUCUAAUAAACCAAGAAGCCAGACAAAAACUAAAAUGUAGGUACAUUUUA
Messenger RNA from Drosophila ficusphila, 2320 nucleotides. RefSeq names its product sodium-coupled monocarboxylate transporter 2-like. Gene Ontology annotation, molecular function: symporter activity. Gene Ontology annotation, biological process: transmembrane transport; sodium ion transport. The record is from RefSeq and is a predicted model, not a curated record. Lineage: Eukaryota; Metazoa; Arthropoda; Insecta; Diptera; Drosophilidae. Gene Ontology annotation, cellular component: membrane.